CCUCGAUAUUCGCGUCUGCAAAUCACUCCCGUGUGCCAUGAAACCUCCCCGUGAUGACGUAGGGACACCUUACGACCCGCGGAGCUGUGCCGAAUGAAACAUCACCCGGCAGUUUAGUGCUGCACCUAUGGGGCCGUGCGUAGCGUAGGCGGUGCGACUGGGCCCAGAGAAGGGGGAUCCUUCAGCCGAGCCGAGCUGGGACCGUUCUAGCAGGGCCACGGGGCGGUGGACAGCGGUCCUCGGGGCACACAGCGACUGGACACCGCAGGGAUAACCACGACAGGGCGUUGGGGAGGGGUCGGGCUUGUGCGGGCCGAGAUUUCAGGGGCUUUGUUGGAAGACGCUGUAUGGAGGCGAACGUGACGUAACCACCCAAAUAUGGACAUCGCGGGACAUCAAGUGCUGUUGCUGAAAGGUCUUCUCUAAAGGUCAUUCGUCCAACGACGACCAAAUCCCUUUCCUAACCACAGACAGACUUCUGAUUUAGUUGUCAAUCAAAAGCGCGGUUCAACCAAUAAGAAGAGCGGAUACAUGUCUGUCAGAGUGCUGCAUUUGUACGUUUUUCUUCUGCAUUCCUGAGUUUUGACGGACGUACGCAGGAUCUGAUUGACGUCAUUACUGACGUCACACCAAGAUGGAUCCCAACACAACGUUUCUGGACUUCACCCUACCGACAGCGAGUUUCGACGCGGUGCUGAACACGCUAGAGACGGCGACACCGUCUCUUGGAGAUAACGCGAGCUUACCGACGGAUCCUUCUCUUCUCUCCGCUUCACCCACGCUUACGGACGUAAUGCCAGACUCGGUAAACGUGUCUGACAUAAUCACCGGGCUGGUGUACAACCUCUCCUCGGCGGUGGGUGGCCUCGGCGCCGUAACGACCACGACAGCCGACCCGAUGCUAGCCGGGAUGCUGACGAACCAAACGACUGUCGCGGCCGGGUUUGUCAGCGUCCCUGUGACAUCGCACGAGGUUGCCGUGUCGUCCGCGGCCAUGAUCUCUCUCCUCAUCUUCUCGAUGAUCUUCAAUCUUCUCCUCGGGGGCACCUUAGCCCUGACGCCGAGCCUACGAACUCCGCCCAACGCUCUCCUUAUGAACAUCUGCGUCACCAGCGUCGUGCUCUGUGUGUCCAUGGCCAUGCAGCUGCCCAGCGUGCUCGACCCGGAGCGCCCCCUGCCGGACAAUGUCUGUGAUACAGUCCUGUUCUUGGACUCGCUCUGCGGCAUCGAGUACUGGUUCAGCUUCAUCUCCAUCGCCGUGUACCGCAUCAAAACGCUACACGACACGCAGUUCAGCGUGCGGUACAAGAAGACCCUAGCGGCCGUGUGCAUCAGUGCAGGCUGGCUGGUGGCGUUGCUGUUCAGUACGAUCAUCACCGCGCGGGAUGCCAAAGAUACCGACAGACUGCUGGCCUGUCCGUUCAGCAAGGUCCUGCGCAUCCGGCCCGGUCCCACGCAGAAGAACUCCACCCUGUUCACGGUGUGCGUGCUCCUCGUCACGCUAUGCCUAUCGGGAUUCCUCGUCAUCGUCUACGCCUACAUCAACGUCUUCAAGAAAGCCAAGCCCCUCAAGUACAGCAGGACCAAGAUCAACCAGGUGAACCCGUUAGAGCCAGCUAACGGGACCCGCCAAGCGUCUGUAAAACACUCCCCUGUCGCCUCUGUGCACGAGAUGGUUGUGCUAGAGAACCGCCUGCCGCACAACGACCUGCCGUUCUACCGGACCCAGCACGUCAUCGCCUGGGCGGGCACGGAUCCGGCAGAGCGGCCGGCGGCAGUGCCGGAGAGCAACGUCAACUUCUCCGCCAUCGUCUGCAAGGACCGGAGAUCCACACAGGGAUCUCUCCCGUCCGUUUCUGACGACAUGGAGACCAGCGACAUUUCAGGCACCAUGACGUCAUACAAGUAUCGGAUGUCACGCCCCGUCAAGCAACAGGUUCUGCAACAGGUCGAGAACAAGUUGGAGAACCCGAGCGCGAAUCAUCGCGACGCCGCUCUGACGCUGGCGCGGACCUACUCUCGCAGGAAGAAGGACAGGCUGGGCAGGACACCCACUGAUCAGAUGGCCGCCAGGAACAGCAUCGCCAUGGUAGUGAUCUACAUCAUCUUCACGGUGCCGAUCAUCGUGCUGACGUUCCAGGACCUGGUGGGCGUGGAGGAACGUCUGGACAACGUCUUGUCCCAGCGCACCUGCAAACUCAUCUUCUACGUCAACGGGACGGCGUAUCCCGUCUGGUAUCUGCUGUUCUCUCCAACCGUGCGGAACUGCAUCAAGUCAGUCAUAGAGUCGGCGCUGGUGUACCUGUCUGCAAGGAAACAGUGAACUUGGACUUGAAGAUGAAGAUCCUGAAGGUCCUCAAACAAUAAACGUGGACUCUACAAAAGAAGGUCCUCUACAGUCCUCUUUGUCCUCUACAGUCCAACCGUAAGGUUAGGAGCUGCAUCAAAUGACAGUCAUCAAGUCGGCAUUGGUUUAUGUACCGGUCUGCAAGGAAACAAUAAACUUGGACUUGACGACGAACUACUGGAUACGUCUUGACUCAGAACACCUGCAAACUUUAUCUUCUACGUCAACGGCACGGCGUAUCCUGUCUGGCAUCUGUUGUUCUCU
Molecule: messenger RNA, 2611 nt
Organism: Branchiostoma floridae (Florida lancelet)
Lineage: Eukaryota; Metazoa; Chordata; Leptocardii; Amphioxiformes; Branchiostomatidae
Exons: 7
Coding region: 635-2323 (562 amino acids)
Biological process (GO): G protein-coupled receptor signaling pathway, coupled to cyclic nucleotide second messenger; chemical synaptic transmission
Cellular component (GO): membrane; dendrite
Molecular function (GO): neurotransmitter receptor activity; G protein-coupled serotonin receptor activity
Source: RefSeq, a predicted model, not a curated record